This is a messenger RNA of Oxyura jamaicensis (ruddy duck), 3252 nucleotides long. It is a transcript of the gene RNF2, whose product is annotated as ring finger protein 2. The transcript is spliced from 7 exons. Bases 22 to 1032 code for a protein of 336 amino acids. NCBI's taxonomy places the organism in Eukaryota, Metazoa, Chordata, Aves, Anseriformes, Anatidae. The record is from RefSeq and is a predicted model, not a curated record. Gene Ontology annotation, molecular function: ubiquitin protein ligase activity; chromatin binding. Gene Ontology annotation, cellular component: PcG protein complex; ubiquitin ligase complex.
AUUACUGGCUUUAAACUGUCCAUGUCUCAAGCUGUGCAGACCAACGGAACGCAGCCCUUAAGCAAAACUUGGGAGCUCAGUUUGUAUGAGUUGCAGAGAACGCCUCAGGAAGCAAUCACUGAUGGCUUGGAGAUAGUGGUGUCACCCAGGAGCCUGCACAGUGAACUGAUGUGUCCCAUUUGUUUGGAUAUGUUAAAAAACACCAUGACAACAAAAGAGUGUUUGCAUCGUUUCUGUGCUGACUGUAUCAUUACAGCCCUCAGGAGCGGCAACAAAGAAUGUCCCACUUGUCGUAAGAAGCUAGUGUCAAAACGAUCACUGAGACCAGAUCCCAAUUUUGAUGCUCUCAUCAGUAAAAUUUAUCCAAGCCGUGAUGAAUAUGAAGCUCAUCAGGAGAGAGUGCUAGCAAGAAUCAGCAAACACAAUAACCAGCAAGCUUUAAGUCACAGCAUUGAGGAAGGAUUAAAGAUUCAGGCUAUGAACAGGUUACAGAGGGGCAAGAAACAGCAGAUUGAGAAUGGCAGUGGAGCAGAAGAUAAUGGUGACAGUUCACACUGCAGCAAUGCCUCAACGCACAGCAAUCAGGAAGCAGGGCCUAGUAAUAAGAGGACCAAAACAUCAGAUGAUUCUGGGCUAGAACUGGACAAUAACAACACAACUGUGGCCAUAGACCCUGUAAUGGAUGGUGCUAGUGAAAUAGAAUUAGUCUUCAGGCCUCAUCCUACCCUCAUGGAGAAUGAUGACAGCGCACAGACGAGAUACAUCAAGACCUCAGGCAAUGCCACCGUUGAUCACCUGUCCAAGUACCUAGCUGUGAGAUUGGCUCUGGAAGAGCUUCGUAGCAAGGGAGAGUCAAACCAGAUGAACCUUGACACAGCCAGUGAGAAGCAGUAUACCAUUUACAUAGCUACUGCCAAUGGGCAGUUCACUGUUUUAAAUGGGUCAUUCUCCUUGGAACUGGUCAGUGAGAAGUACUGGAAAGUGAACAAACCCAUGGAACUGUACUAUGCACCAACAAAGGAACAUAAAUAAGCUGUGCUGGAAAACUGAGAUGGGACUGUUUUUAUAGUUGACUUCUUCAAUAUUAAGAGCAGGCACCACCAUUAUCUUCAUGGACAGUACAUGCGAUGCCUUCAGGCUCUCUCAGUAUACUUAUUAAUAUGAUUACACAGUAUUCUUGGUUUUAUUUAAUUUAGACUUUUUUUUCUCUAAGAGACUAAAUGACCUUCUCCAGUGCAUUCCAGUGUUUGACAUGCUUUUUUGUUCCCAAUGCAUGAUAACUGAACGAGUGUUCCAGUUUGGAAUGUCUUAAUUUUGUCCAGGUAAAUCUGGAUUUCUAAUACAUUUGACACAGUUACAGUAGCCUCUGUGAAGUAUUGAGCAUUGGAUGGCUAAGUAAGUCUAUUCAAUAGUAACAUAUGCCAAGGAAUGUGUUAAAUGUUGUAAUUUGCUAAUGGUUAUCCAUAUAAAAGGUGGUAGAGAAUUGAUUUCUGAUGGUCUUGCAGCUAGAGAUGAUCAGAUUCCUGAGGAAAGACUUGUUAUUCAGACAAUUUCUUGUGAUCAAAUACAGCUAUAGUGAGAAAACUGACACUUUAAAACCUUGUUGUUUACUGGGCUUCAUUGCCAGGUGAUUUGUGAGAUGGAUCUGCUUUCUAACAAAUAAUUCAAACAAAACCAGAAAAAGCAGACCCGGAGUCCUUUCCUGUGUAGAACAUCCCAGUCUUGAUUCAUGCUGCAGUUUCCCAUCUUAAGCUUCCCAAGCUUAAUUAAAUGAAAUCUUGUGGAAGUUUUACAGCCCUACUGUUCCCUGUUACAACAGAUUUUUAUUGUGAAUGUAUCAGUCUUCUGUAAAGAACUGUCUUGAAAACUUCUUUUGAACAUAAAUCCUCUAAAUUCCAGCACACUGACAAAAUGCACCAUUAAAAUACUUUUGCUUUAUAGAAUUCUUGCCACCCCAGCUGUGAGCUUAUCUAGGCUUCAGUUUGAGUAGGGAGGACUUCAACCGUAAGCUGCUCUAAGAUUACUUUUUUUUUUUUUUUUUCGCCAUAGCUUUAACAAAUGUGGCAUAGCACUUUGGAAGAAAAUUUUAGUACUUGACGAAGUUUACCGUUUAGUGUCUUAAAUUUAGGUUCAAGUUGUAAGACUUGGCAGUAGGCUGUUGUGUGAAGUCCAGUAGCCGCUGUUCAUGUGCAUGUUAAGCUCCUCUUCCCUGGCACUGGACCUUGCUGUCACUUCAUGGGGGCUGCUGUACCUAUUAGCAUCCCGUCUGAGGGGAAGUGCGUUACCGCGAGAUUCCCAUUGCUCUAAGACUUGCUGAUGAAGCCUUCAUGCGCUUGCAUCUGAAGCUAGAGGCAAAAGAGUUGCUGUAAUAGGUGAGAAGCAAUAUACCUGAACCCAUGUGGACUCCUUUGUCUUGUGUGUAGUUAGACUGAGGUUUUGGUAUGUGGUAUGUAAGUAUCCAACUGCUCGGGGACUUUCAGGAAGGAAUUACCCUUCCAUUCCUUCUGUCUUUGAAGCUUAGCACUUGUAAAUAUGUGUCUGUUCUGACUGCUGUCAUAGUUCAGCUUUAUCCCCAUGUGAAUACUACACAGGCUUCUUUGAAUAAUUAUUUUCUCUGACUGGAAACACCUGUUUCUUCAUGACAAUGAAGCUGAAGUUUUCAGGCCCCAGAUCACAGGGGGUUAGUUUUUAAAUACUUUACUCAUUCCUUUCUGGUGAAGUGUUGCAUUGUAUAGACUAUUAGUGCAUGACCACUGAAUAUAAUCCGGGGGGCUGGGGGUGUUGUGAUUGUAAAUGCUUUAAAACUUACGGGGAAACGUCUAGCUUAGUUGCAGCAUACCUGCCCAUUGUGAUAGCUGAGGUAAUGUCCAGUCCCUUAAGCAAGAGAGGUGUUCGUGAAGCUGAGCAGUCUGUUUAGGAACCGUCUGUCACUUUGUCCCCAGUUCUUAAAAAAGUGUGGGGGAAUGUGAAGCUUUUAUUUUUCAUGUUCAUGUUGUAGUGAAUUUACUGAAUAUUUAUGUUCUUUAAAUAUUAUAUAUAAUGUAGUUGUUUGAUUAAACCAUUGAUUGCACUGUGACUCAUUAGUGCUAUAAACUAUUUUAUUUUCACAAUGACUUUACUAUUCCAUCUUUUUAAGCCAUGUUACUGUAAGUACAUGAUGCGUGUUAAGUACGGGUAAGCUCUGGUAUCCAACUACAGUCACGCUGAAAUUCUUCUUAUAAAUUAACAAUAAAAGCAAAAGUUAUAAAUGAA